AUGUCGGACGCCCAUGCCUUCCCCGAGGUGGCGCUGAUCAACCCGCCGGCCGUCGCCGUCGGCGCCCGGACUCCCGUGGAGGUCCACCUCUCCCGCCCCGCUCCCGCCGAUCCACCUAUGUGCGUCGCCGUGUCGAUGAAGGGCGAGAGGGGCGUCCGGAACCCUCUGGAGCCGAACGUCGACACUAUCACAAGAUGCCAGUUGGAGCCCACCGUGCCCGGCAUCAUCGACGUUUGCGUCUGCUUCCAAGAUAGCUCCCGAUUGGGGCAGAGGGGCGUGCUCCUGGCGCUGCCCACAGCAGCCUGCGGGGACCUUUGUGGACUUCCUGAGGCGGCAGCAGAGCACGUGCGCGGCAGGGACGCCGAGUUUCUGUCGUGUUUUCUGGACCUCACAGUUGAGCAGGCCACGUCGCUGGAAGCACGAGACUUGGAGAGGAGAAUUCGAAGGGCUGUCUGGAAGAAGAAUUCUCAGGAGCUGUCGAAGGAUCUGGGGUCAUACUUGAGUCAGUUGUGGAACAGUCCGCCUGGUGUUUUGCCCGCUAGGGCGAGGGAAAAACUUCACGACGUCGUUGGGUACCUCGUACAGAACAGGUGCUGGGAGGCCGCGUCCUUCCUGUUGAAGACGAGCUUGGAGCACGGGGUGGAGAUCAGCGUCUGUGGCGCGACGCUCACAGAACAUGACAUCGAGCCGCGGGGCCUGCAGGCAGUGAUGGGGCGCCUCCAGAAAGCGCUCGGCAGGGAGGACCUGUAA
Ostreobium quekettii is the source of this 750-nucleotide messenger RNA. The record is from the annotation of a GenBank genome assembly. NCBI's taxonomy places the organism in Eukaryota, Viridiplantae, Chlorophyta, Ulvophyceae, Bryopsidales, Ostreobiaceae.